UUGACAGUCCAUAUAACUGCUUAAUUUGUCAUUUGACUUAUGUUGGAUAUUAACUUACAGUUGUGGUAACCGGACAGUGUGUUAUUGUUGAUAUUUUGUUCUGAUAUACAUUUAUUUUGAUAACAUAAGAGGUUUCCACGUAUAUAUGUACCCCUGUAGCGUGAAAAAGCCUGAGCAUGUUGCACAACCACGUAUAAACUGUCAACUGUUAACCUGUGCUCUUUAGAGUUUGACAUCCAGAUAACCAAACAUCAUUGAUGUCUCUCUAAGAGCGCUCAGGCAGCUGCUGUGGGUCCCGUGGUGAAAUAGCAACAACGCAGCCAUUUUGAUUCGUCUACCGUAAACUCGAAUGGGUACAAAAUGCUUCGAUAUUGUUGAUAAAUCUUCAAAGACACAAACUGAAACUCUCCAUGAGAGUUCCCCCAAUGUGAUAAAGUCCCAGCAUGGGGAGCGCGCUCGGUGGUAUUACUGUUCUGCUCCGUAGGUGUACUACGGAUUUAGCACUAAACUGAAGCUCGCAACCAUUUGUUCCAACCUUUAUUUUCUACAAGGAACCAAUCACAGAACCUGAUGAAGCCACGUCACAGUUGGUACAUCCAAUCGGCGCAUGCGUUCCACGAUCGAGCGUAGCUAGACAAAGAUGGCGGCGGGCUCCGAUUUGUUGGAUGAUGUUUUCUUCAGCACAGAGGUAGACGAAAAAGUAGUUAGUGAUCUAGUCGGAUCUCUGGAGUCUGAGCUAACAGCAGCAGGUCACGUAAACACAACAAUCGGGAUCCAGUCUGCAGCAAAUCACGUCGGCAACUUAGCAGCACGUAGUAAUUCCAAUGUUCAGAGUAGAAAAAUGGGACUUUCACAACAAGAUCUUGCUAAAGCAGGAACGGGAGUUCAAGGAGGUGUCAUUAACAGUACGGGGUUCCACAAUUCAAGUAUGGAUGAAGCAGCCGGGACCCCAUCGACGGCGGGACCGAGCAUGACAGUCGCUCAGAGCCAGUCCACACCGGGGGACGUAGAUGCAACUUCUGGUGUUGGGACGCCUGGAACGACUGGUGUUCAAACUUUGAAUGGAAGCGCCGUGGUGAUGAACUGUCACAUCCCCGGAGUCGCGUCUGUUGACAGCAGCGGCAACAACUCACAAUCCGCUGUCACACUUAUCAACAACGGACCUGUUUCUGUGAGUAAAGGCAGUGCAGCGGUUCUGUCUACAACAUCCAGUACUAUCAUCCGAACUUCUGCGACGAAUGCGCAAAAUACUGUGACUUCUACUGUGAUUUCCUGCCAGCCCUCGGUGAAAAGUGUACCCACAGUCACACUUGUGAGGCCACCUAUGCAAACUCCCGUUAGCACCUCGCAAAGCGGAGGCAUCCCGACCACAGUCUUAACAUCACCAGCCGUCAAUGUUAUCUGCACGACUGGCUCACUUAUCAACAAACUCGACUCCACAAAAACUACAGUGCAGUCCGGUGCACAAGUCGUGGCUUCCACCGCUUCGACAGGGACAACAGCGACGAUAAGGAGCCCGACUGUUUUGCAGAACUCGAGGACUUCAGUACCAGCACUGGCUGCCACUCCUCCUGGUGGAAUACGACCUAUUGCUCAACAGGUGUUGGCCCCUCGACCUACUCAGUCCCAGCCAAACGCCCCAAAUAUCCAAAACAUUCAGCUCCCUGCAGGCAUGGUCUUGGUUCGAAGUGAGACUGGGCAACUGUUGAUGAUUCACCAGCAGACCUUAGCUCAGAUACAGGCUCAGUCACAGUCCCAGAGCGCCAUGACACCACGACCUGCAGCCCCCACCAGCACUCCACCCGUCCAGAUUACUUCUCUACAGACUCCAGGCGCAUCGCUGCUGGCUCGUCCGGUUACCCCCACCACCAUUAUCAAACAGGGCUCUACAGUCCAAAGUACUGUGACGGCCACCACUGUGCUGCAGAGGCCUCCUGUACUGCAGAACACAAUCAUGCUGGGAGGAACUGCCACCACCCCGGGACAACCGCUGGGAACACCCACCACAGUGCAGCCUGGAUCUGCAGCCACAGCAGUAACACAGAGGGCAGGGCCCCUUGGGGCCACUACGACGACCCCUGUCACUCCAACACCCGUCUCAGCUGAGACACUGGAGAAUGUGAAAAAAUGUAGAAACUUUUUGUCCACGCUGAUCAAGCUGGCAUCCAGUGGGAAGCAGUCAUCUGAGACGACGGCCAGGGUCAAAGAGCUGGUCAAGAGCCUGCUGGAAGCAAAGAUAGAGCCUGAAGAUUUCACCAGUAGGUUAUACCAAGAGCUCAACUCCUCACCGCAGCCGUGCCUUGUGCCUUUCCUGAAGAGAAGUCUCCCAGUGCUGCGUGAGAUGACCCCAGACUCAGAGGCCUUCAUCCAGCAGAGCACCCCGCCUGCUGCUGCACCCUCCAAGGCCCUCACCGCUGUGGUGCUGCGACCUCCUCUCCCCACCACUGCCACUUCUGCCACCAGCACUGCAGUGACCAAAACCACAGUUAUCAACCUCACUCAGACACCUCACAGCAAACCUGGACUGAUUGUGCCACAGCAGCAAGGAGUGAUGGUGAGGCCGCAGGUGACCCUAGCUCAGACUCCCACAGUAACACUCAGAGGACAACCUCACAACCGCAUCAUUGUGAGCCAGCCACAGCUGGUCAAACAACUGCAGACAGUUCCUGCAGUGAAGCAGAUGUUGAUUCCUGGGGCCAAAGGAAUACAAAUAAUCAGUCAGGCCCCUCUCAUUGCUGCUCAGAAGAACAAGCUGAAAGAAACAGGAGGGGGAACCUUCAGGGAUGAUGAUGAUAUCAACGAUGUGGCCUCCAUGGCGGGAGUCAACUUGUCGGAGGAGAGCGCCCGUAUAAUGGCAACCAACUCGGAGAUUGUUGGCAUGGUGACUCAUUCCUGUAAAGAUGAGACCUUCCUUUCCACCACUUCACUCACUCAACGAGUGCUGGAGAUCGGUAAGAAGUUUGGUGUCAGCGAGUUGGGAACAGAGGUGAUCAGCUACAUUUCCCAUGCUGCACAGCAGCGACUACAAAACCUGCUGGAAAAAAUGUCUCACGUGGCACAGCAGAAGAACCUAACCUUCAAGGAGGACGAGUUGUAUGAACAGGCCAGCGAUGUGAGAACCCAGUUGAAAUUCUUCGAGCAGCUGGAUCAGAUGGAGAAGCAAAGGAAGGAAGAGCAGGAAAGAGAAAUUCUCUUGAAGGCUGCCAAGUCUCGGUCACGGCAAGAGGACCCUGAGCAGCUCCGACUGAAACAGAAGGCCAAAGAGAUGCAGCAGCAGGAGCUGGCUCAGAUCAGGCAGAGAGAAGCCAACCUAACUGCUCUGGCAGCAAUUGGCCCGAGGAAGAAACGGAAAAUGGAUUCUCCUGUUAGAGGUGCCAAUGCAGAGGGCUCAGCGUCAGGCCCCUCCCAGGCCGGGGGCUCCAGCGGCUCCAGACCGUUUAUGCGACAGCGCAUCACCAGAGUCAACCUCAGGGACCUGUUGUUCUGCCUGGAGAAUGAAAGAGGGACCAGUCACUCACACCUGCUCUAUAAAGGCUUCCUCAAAUAGCACUUGCAUUUAAAAUGACUAGUCUCGCUCAGUGGCAUUAAGGAAACAGAGCUGACGUCAGCUCAGACCCUUUCUGCUGGUACUUUCUUUGAUCACCCACUGCUGAAAGAUGAGGCAUCUGUCUGUGGGAAGAAGAUUAUCAGAAGAGACGUCAACUUUUAAAAGCUUUUUCAAGCACAGGCCUUUUGUAUUUUCACUGCAGAGAUAGAGCAAAUAUUGGAACUUGGCCCUGAUUUCAAUCCACCUCUGCUCGGUUUGCUCUUCAGAGACCAGUUGCACUCAACCAACCUUCACUCAUGCUACACACAUGAAAAAUGUCUUUAAAGUGAACAGAGCACUUCAGAGGUGAAAACCUUGUCAGUGUCACUUCCCUGACAUUGGAGUUGUAGCAGUAAUUCUCUGUGAAGUGGUCCCAAGAUUGAGGUACAACAACCAGAUUUUGCUACAGUAAGGUAAUUACUGUUUGACCAUGUUAAUGUAAACACUCUGUUUAUUUAAAGCUGCAUUAACUAACUUCUCCCUCUAACUUUUGACUGUUAAGGGUGAAGUGAGACUCAAAACAAACUCAAGCAGUAACCCCUCUCUGCCACUCCUGCCCCGUCUCUGAAAUGAAAAGUCCGAUGUGGUCACAACAGCUGGAGACAGUUGCGGCAGUCAUGUAUCGCAGCCAUAAUAACGGCUUCAAAACCAAUUUGUAUGGAAUAUAGAGCCCAUAGACUUUGGUCCUUUGAAUGCUUUUAAUAUUAAAGUGCCCAUGGCAUGCUCAUUUUGCUCAUUUCCAGCCAUUCAGUGUUUACUCUAGAUUAGCUUGGCACUCCU
Molecule: messenger RNA, 4366 nt
Organism: Monopterus albus (swamp eel)
Lineage: Eukaryota; Metazoa; Chordata; Actinopteri; Synbranchiformes; Synbranchidae
Product: transcription initiation factor TFIID subunit 4
Exons: 16
Coding region: 641-3547 (968 amino acids)
Biological process (GO): DNA-templated transcription; transcription initiation at RNA polymerase II promoter
Cellular component (GO): transcription factor TFIID complex
Molecular function (GO): protein heterodimerization activity; RNA polymerase II general transcription initiation factor activity; DNA binding
Source: RefSeq, a predicted model, not a curated record